AGCAACUACCCAAGGAAAGGAGAUAAAGUUUGCAACGUCCGAAGAUAGACCAUCAGUGAAGAUCAGAUGACUAACCGAAGGGUUAGGUUCCCAGCUGCGUGGAAUCCAGGUAGAGGAGACUUCAUUGGGAAAGAAUCGCCAACCACCUUCUCGCCACUAGUUCCGCCAAACAUAACCUUGCAAGACAACAAUGAAGAUCUUCGACUUAAGAGUUUUACGAUUAGAUUUGGACCGUGGGAGGAGGCUCCUUUUAGGAAAAGUCAGGGCGAUGCUUGGUAUUUCAGUAAAUUCAUACAGAAUACUGUUGAAUCCAAGCCCUAUUCCAGAGGAUGCUGGCACCAGGAGUAUUUUUGGGAUGGUUCCAAACGAAAAUAUUAUGUGCGCGGAUUCUGGGCCACCGUGAGUAGCAUGAUCGUGUUUAUUUUGCGUAAAUAAUAACUUUAGAAUGGAUUGAAUAAUUAUUUAAAUUCAAUUUCUUUGAGUAGAAGUCCAACCAAUCUCUCCAAGAGUUCAAUCAUAUCAGCAAACCAGAAAAUAAUUCAUGAAAAUUCAAUCAUUCCGGGGUAUCUCAAAAUUUCUUCUUUUCUUUCUUUUAGAAAGAUUUCGAACAUCCGUUAUUAGUCGCUGACACGUCUUUAAAGCUAAUGGAGCAGCAUGCUUCAGGAAUUGCUCAUCCUGAGGGAAAUUGGUUAGUUUAAUAAACAAAACAAAAUAUUUAUUUUCUCUCUCUUUUUUUUUUAAUAUGUUUACUAAUUUGUGUAUUACUAGUUUGUUUAAGUCACUGCCGAAAGUCCCACCAUAUAACGGCUUCGUUCCCGCAAAGAAGUCCUUCAAACUGACAUUUAUUCAGAUUUUUUAUAAAAACGCGGACGGCGUACACUCCCAGAACGGAUCAUGGCAGUUGGUAAGUGUAAAAAAAAUUUUAUUUUAUUCUAAAUACGGACUGCUUUCUUUUGGGGUAUUCUAUAUAUAACUUUGUUUUAGACAUACAACAUAGAUUUACCCGAAUUAUGGGAGCCAAUCGGGACCGAGGGACAUUUAUUUGGGGAAGACAAUUGCAAGCCUUCUGAGGAGAAUACAGAAGAGAUGGGAA
Messenger RNA from Leptopilina heterotoma, 1093 nucleotides. RefSeq lists its product as uncharacterized. The record is from RefSeq and is a predicted model, not a curated record. The coding region runs from base 67 to 435 and encodes 122 amino acids. The transcript is spliced from 2 exons. Lineage: Eukaryota; Metazoa; Arthropoda; Insecta; Hymenoptera; Figitidae.